CGGCUUUUUCGGCGCUCGACUUGUUCGUGCUGCUGCCGCCGCCGAAGGAGGGGCAAAGCUCAAGAUGGCGGACAAAACGCCAGGCGGAUCUCAGAAGGCCAGUUCAAAGACCAGAUCAUCAGAUGUUCACUCAUCUGGAUCUUCAGAUGCACAUAUGGAUGCAUCUGGACCCUCAGAUAGUGAUAUGCCAAGUCGGACACGGCCUAAGAGCCCAAGAAAACAUAAUUAUAGGAAUGAAAGUACUCGUGAGAGCCUUUGUGAUUCUCCUCAUCAGAAUGUCUCCAGACCUCUUCUAGAAAAUAAACUUAAAGCAUUCAGUAUUGGAAAAAUGAGUACAGCUAAGCGAACUUUAAGUAAGAAGGAACAAGAGGAAUUAAAGAAAAAGGAGGAUGAAAAGGCGGCUGCUGAGAUUUAUGAGGAAUUCCUUGCUGCUUUUGAAGGAAGUGAUGGUAAUAAAGUGAAGACGUUUGUGCGAGGAGGUGUUGUGAAUGCAGCUAAAGAAGAACAUGAAACGGAUGAAAAAAGAGGUAAAAUCUAUAAGCCAUCUUCAAGAUUUGCAGAUCAGAAGAAUCCUCCAAAUCAGUCAUCCAAUGAAAGACCACCAUCACUUCUUGUGAUAGAAACCAAAAAACCUCCACUGAAGAAAGGAGAGAAAGAAAAGAAAAAAAGCAAUUUGGAACUCUUCAAAGAAGAGUUAAAACAAAUUCAGGAAGAACGUGAUGAGAGACAUAAAACAAAAGGCAGGUUAAGUCGAUUUGAGCCUCCUCAAUCAGAUUCUGAUGGUCAGCGUCGUUCUAUGGAUGCACCUUCAAGAAGAAAUAGAUCAUCUGGUGUUCUUGAUGAUUAUGCACCCGGCUCACAUGAUGUAGGAGAUCCAAGCACUACUAAUUUAUACCUUGGAAACAUUAAUCCACAGAUGAAUGAAGAAAUGCUGUGCCAAGAAUUUGGGAGAUUUGGACCAUUAGCCAGUGUGAAAAUUAUGUGGCCUAGAACUGAUGAAGAGAGAGCAAGAGAGAGAAAUUGUGGCUUUGUGGCUUUUAUGAAUAGAAGAGAUGCAGAAAGAGCUUUAAAAAAUUUAAAUGGGAAAAUGAUUAUGUCUUUUGAAAUGAAGUUAGGUUGGGGUAAAGCUGUACCUAUUCCUCCACAUCCAAUAUACAUUCCGCCUUCUAUGAUGGAACAUACGCUUCCCCCACCUCCUUCCGGACUGCCUUUUAAUGCGCAGCCUAGAGAGCGGUUAAAAAACCCCAAUGCUCCCAUGUUACCGCCACCCAAAAACAAGGAGGAUUUUGAGAAGACUCUGUCGCAAGCCAUAGUCAAAGUGGUUAUCCCAACAGAAAGGAAUUUGCUCGCUCUGAUACAUCGAAUGAUAGAGUUUGUUGUACGUGAAGGGCCAAUGUUUGAAGCUAUGAUUAUGAACAGAGAAAUCAACAAUCCUAUGUUCAGGUUCUUAUUUGAAAACCAGACACCAGCCCAUGUUUACUAUAGGUGGAAGCUUUACUCUAUUCUGCAGGGAGAUUCUCCAACUAAGUGGCGGACAGAAGAUUUUCGUAUGUUCAAAAAUGGGUCUUUUUGGAGGCCACCACCAUUAAAUCCCUACCUGCAUGGGAUGUCAGAAGAGCAAGAAACAGAAGCUUUUGUGGAGGAGCCUAGUAAAAAGGGAGCACUUAAGGAAGAACAGAGGGACAAAUUAGAAGAAAUCUUGCGAGGAUUAACUCCAAGGAAAAAUGAUAUUGGAGAUGCAAUGGUUUUCUGUCUUAAUAAUGCUGAAGCUGCUGAAGAAAUAGUGGAUUGCAUUACUGAGUCAUUGUCCAUCUUAAAGACACCCCUUCCUAAAAAGAUUGCCAGAUUAUAUUUGGUUUCUGAUGUUUUGUACAACUCUUCAGCCAAAGUUGCCAAUGCUUCAUAUUAUAGAAAAUUUUUUGAAACAAAAUUAUGUCAGAUAUUUUCAGACCUCAAUGCUACCUAUCGUACAAUUCAAGGCCAUUUACAAUCUGAAAACUUUAAGCAACGGGUAAUGACCUGCUUCAGAGCAUGGGAAGAUUGGGCAAUAUAUCCAGAACCAUUUUUGAUCAAACUACAAAAUAUUUUCUUAGGACUUGUAAAUAUUAUUGAAGAAAAGGAAACAGAGGAUGUACCAGAUGACCUUGAUGGUGCCCCCAUUGAGGAAGAGCUUGAUGGUGCACCCCUGGAAGAUGUGGAUGGAAUUCCUAUUGAUGCUACUCCCAUUGAUGAUCUUGAUGGAGUUCCUAUAAAAAGUCUUGAUGAUGAUCUUGAUGGAGUGCCUUUGGAUGCCGCUGAAGACUCAAAGAAGAAUGAGCCUAUAUUUAAGGUUGCCCCAUCAAAGUGGGAAGCUGUAGAUGAAUCUGAAUUGGAAGCACAGGCUGUAACAACUUCUAAAUGGGAGUUAUUUGACCAGCAUGAAGAAUCAGAAGAAGAAGAAAAUCAAAAUCAAGAAGAAGAAAGUGAAGAUGAAGAAGAUACUCAAAGUUCUAAAUCUGAAGAACAUCACCUAUACUCUAAUCCAAUCAAAGAAGAAAUGACUGAGUCCAAGUUCUCCAAGUACUCUGAAAUGAGUGAGGAAAAGCGAGCUAAACUUCGUGAAAUUGAGCUUAAAGUCAUGAAGUUUCAGGAUGAAUUAGAAUCUGGAAAACGACCUAAAAAACCAGGCCAAAGUUUUCAGGAGCAAGUGGAACACUACAGAGAUAAACUUCUUCAACGAGAGAAAGAGAAAGAAUUAGAAAGAGAAAGAGAAAGAGAUAAAAAGGAUAAAGAAAAAUUGGAAUCUCGAUCCAAAGACAAGAAGGAAAAAGAUGAGUGUACUCCAACGAGGAAAGAAAGGAAAAGGCGACACAGUACAUCCCCCAGCCCAUCUCGCAGUAGCAGUGGUAGACGAGUGAAAUCCCCAUCACCAAAAUCGGAGCGAUCAGAGCGUUCAGAAAGAUCUCACAAAGAGAGCUCACGUUCCAGGUCAUCUCACAAAGAUUCUCCUAGAGAUGUUAGCAAAAAAGCCAAAAGGUCACCAUCUGGUUCAAGGACACCCAAACGGUCUAGGCGAUCACGGUCUAGAUCCCCUAAAAAAUCAGGGAAGAAAUCCAGAUCCCAGUCCCGGUCUCCACACAGGUCUCAUAAAAAGUCAAAGAAAAACAAACACUGACAUAAAUUUUUAAGAUACUGUCAUUUAUUGGAAAUGCGAUUUUGUUUUGUGCCUGAAUGGUCUGUUUUUUAAAAAAACAAAACAAAAAAAUCAAAUGAAAGAGCAUUCCUGGGGUUUUUGUUUGUUUGUGAAUGCAUGUGUAAACUCAUGAGUAAUGCAUCUGUAGACCUGUCAUUGUUUUAUAUUGUAUAAAUUACUUUCAUUGUGGCUGUUUCUCAAGAUGAAAUUUUUAUUGUGCUAAUGAGUUUCAUCAGAAAUGUGUAUAAUGGAUCUGCUGGCAGUAGUAGUAUUUUGUUUUAGGAUGUUGUGACUUAGCAAAAAUAAUACAGAUGUCUUCCCCCCUUUUGUAGCUUUGACAAUUUGAACUAGAUUUCAAAUAAAAUCUGAACAGAAAACUGUAAUGUUGUUUUUUUGCCCCAUUGGUGAUACCAAGUCCCUUGAAGUCCUACUUAGUGAAUUUGGCACUACUGUUGUGUUUCUUCUAUCUAAUGCACUUUAUAAGCUCCAGUGUUCAAGUAGCUAAAGUUUUCUAUUUACUAAGAUGACUAUUGAAAUCAAGGGACCUAAAACUCUAUUUGGCAACUCUGUUUGGUAGAUUUGCUAAUCGGUUUCUAAAGAAAGGUUCUCCUGGAUAAUACUGAUACUCAGAGAUCCAAGGACUGGGUGCAUAUGGUAUGAUGUUGUUAAGUGGAAUGCCUAGCUGAAACUGUUUUUGUUUUUUCAAAGAAACAAUAUGAUUGUAGUAUGCAACCUGUGUUCUGAGCAACUACUUAUUUUUAGGGGAAAAUUAAGUCUUCAUCUUUUGAUUUUAUCUUGUAUCAUGAAAGAAGUAUACUUAGAAAAGAAACUUUCUAACAAGAUUUGGCCAUGGAAUUCUUUUGUAUAAUACCCUUUUAUAGUCUUCUGUAGGCUACCUUUCAACACUGGUGUUAGAGUAUUUUUACAGAUUUCUAAAGUUUAAAACAUCUUAGGUUUUUGUUUUGUGUUUUAAGAAUUUAGUUUUUAGGUACAGCUUUAAGUAAAAUGUAAACAUAAAAUUGUUUUCAGGAAAUUUAACAGCCAAUGGUUUGUAAAUUCGAGGUGCAAAAAGGUGAUGUAAAUCAUUUGCAGAGUUGAACUAUGUUGUGGAUGAAAAUAAAGUUGAUGCAAUAUGAAGAAGAAAUAAGAAAACUUGUAUAAUAUUGAUCAUAGCAUUUCCAUAAAUAGAAUGUAAUAAAGGGUUAAGUAGACUUGAACUGACAUUAUUUGUGAAUCUUCCUUUCAGUUUUUCAUUAGGCACUUUAUACAGUGGUUUGAUGUCUCUCCUCUUUCACCUCCCCAGUAAGGAAUGUAGAAAAUUAUUAUAAUAAUGGAUUGUUUUGAUUUAAUUUGUUUUUAAAAAAUAUCUUUUCAAGUUGUUUUACUUAAUCUUCCCUAGUUGCAGAGUAAGGUAUUCUGUGCCCAUUAUUUGGGGAGUAGCUGUAGUGACUAAAUAGUCAGACAUGUUGUUUCCAAAAUGAACAAAUCCACAGUGGCUUUGCAAAUGAGCCAGAUUAUUUUACAUAAUGGCUUUAUUACUGUACAAAUAUUGCUUGAAAGCUACUCUUUUAAUAUGCACUCUUUUGUUUGUCCAAUUUUAAGGAAAUGUUAAUUCCUAAAAGUUGCUCAGAAUAAUUAAAUGUGAACAUUUGGUGCAGAUAUUUAAAACUUAUAAAUAUAGCCGUAUUGAAAUAACAUGCUUUUCUCCCCCUGUUCAUUGCCCGGGAGAAUGGAAUUUUAUAUAAUCUACAUUUCAUUGCAAAAAUAACAAUAGUGUUGAGUGGCUGGUGAUUUUGGCAUUCUAUCAUUUACUGGUAUCUUCAUAGAAGAAAUAAUUGGUCAGGUAAUGGCCCAGUUCAGUUGUAAGGGGUACUUAUUUCUCUUUUUUAAAACAAAACAUCCCAGAGGAGGAGGAGUGAGUAGUAAAUGUUAGGUCAGUUUGGGUUGCUUAUUUGUAAUAUACCCCUACUGCAGCCUAGCAGUUCUAUAUCUGGAUCCAGAUACAACUAUUUGAUUUUAACAGUGGUAAAAAACUGGCUCCUUUUGGUGUGGUUGAGAAUUGCUUAGGUCUAAGAGCAUAUUCUUUGAACUUUGUUAAUAUUCAUAUUAAGUUGGAUGGAGUUAUUUGGUCUUGAAUUAUAAACAGUAUUGUUAAAUAGCUUAUUUCUAAUUUUACUGUAUGAGAAAAUACAGAAUAAGACUUUAAUUUUCCCCAUGGACUCUGAAAAUUGAGUGGGAUCAGAAAUUGGUGAAUUGUAAGGGGGGAGAUAUACCAUAAUUUUCUAAUUGCUUACUAUUCAUCUGAAGACUACUCCUGUGUUACAUAGCACCAUUUCUAUAUUUUGACUAAAUAUGUGGGUUUUAGUUACAGGGAAGGCCGUGUUCAACUGUGUACUAGACAGUUACUGUCCACUGCGGCGGCUGCUGCAUGGAAGCAGAAAUUCUAUUGUGAUUUAUAAAGGGCAAGAGGGAAGCUUUUUACCCUGCAGCCUAACAUCUAUACACAGGUUAAUGCCAUUGAACUCUCCCUCUCAUGCAUAUGAGAGAAAGUUAAAUGUUGGUCUACUUACCAGAGAGAGACCUAUGAUUGAAAAAUAUCCUGUUCGUGAAGUUUUUUUUACUGACCUUUUAUUUUCCUUAUUGUUGUUAGUUAAGUAGAUGGGAAUUUCUGAAUUGUAACAUGUUCAGAAGUUAGGGAUUAAAGAACAUAACAAAAAGCCCUGAUCCAAGAGAAUGCUUUUUAUUUGGCUCAAAAUGUUUGUGGCUUUUCUGCUAAAAUUGCUAUCGUCUGACCUAAUUUUUCUUUAUUGCAGACCAUUCAUUCCUGUGGGUUUACCGUGGGACUUUUAUCCCAAGUAAAGAACCUUGGAGGAAAUACUUACUUCUGACCAAAUGUGUUCUCUGCCUAACCCCUUCCCCCAAUUUAAUAUUCUUGAGCACUUAUUUUAAAGGAAUUUCAAUCAAGAUCAAAUUUAUGUUUAUUAGAAAUGCUCUGUAUAUGUGCCCUCCACAGUGAUAGAAGUUUUGAAAAAUUAUAUGGCCAUGAUAAUAGUUUAUUGUUAUUAAAAAGCAAAUAAACCUGUGUAUUGCCAAAGUGACUUAAACUGCUCUGAUGACCACAACAGUGUGAUUUCUGUAGCAGAAAAAGUUGUUUGUUUAUAAAGAUAAAUAGUACCACUUUUCUAAGACUGUACAUUUAAAAACCGUGCUUUUUUUCUUGCGUUUUCUUCUUCUAUUACAUUUUAGAGGUAAAGCAAAUUAUAGGCAAUUCUGUGCAAAUACUAGUGAAGACACUGGUAUAAGUUAAAGGAAUAAAUGAGUAAACGUUUACGAAGUAAGGUGCAUGGUUUAGAAUAGGUUUUAGGGAGUGCUUAAUAGUGACCUUUGGCUUUUUUCUUUAUUUUUGUUAUCAACUUAGAUAACAAGCAAAUGCAAAUCCCAGGGGAAGUGUGAUGCUAGGCUAAAAGGUGGGAAUGUGCUGCUGUUCAGAGUGAGCCUUGUUCCUUUGUUGAAAGUUCAAUGCCUUUGUGUUUACUCAGUACCACCUCAUGGAGCUUUGAUGUAAAUGGAUUAUAUGUAUAGUUGGCAAUUUGUAUAGUUUUGUAGAUCUAUAGAUAAAAUGCCUUCUUUCAUUUUCACCUGUAAUUGUGCUUCCAGUGUUUGUGUUUUAUCCUUUGACUUCAGCAGGCUCUGGUAUGUUGUAUCUGGUGAUGUGACUUACCAGGAAAGAAUUUUUCAGAAAUGAGAAUGCUAUAGUUGAAGUCAGCUCAACUGAAUACUGUACAGCAAGAUGAUUUCUUUUGGGUGAAACUGAUUCCGUAAUUAAGUGACUCCUGAUGGAAGGAUUAGGUUUGUUGUGGAGCUGCUUUCCGCAUCAGACUGAUGCUUUAUAGUUUUUCUACAUAAAGAUUAUAGAGUUGAAAACAAAGGUUGUGGAAUUUUCCUUUUGUUG
Messenger RNA from Lepus europaeus (European hare), 7124 nucleotides. It is a transcript of the gene U2SURP, whose product is annotated as U2 snRNP associated SURP domain containing. Gene Ontology annotation, biological process: RNA processing. The transcript has 28 exons. The record is from RefSeq and is a predicted model, not a curated record. Bases 65 to 3154 code for a protein of 1029 amino acids. Gene Ontology annotation, molecular function: RNA binding. NCBI's taxonomy places the organism in Eukaryota, Metazoa, Chordata, Mammalia, Lagomorpha, Leporidae. Gene Ontology annotation, cellular component: nucleus.